GCUUGAUUGUAUACUGGAGAAGUAUCACCACCAGAGGGGGCUCUUUACCAGACGUGUUCUUUUUUUGCGAUCCAUUUAUCACGACUCGAGCUUGUUGCCAUCAUAACGUUAGAUCGACCCAAUAAGAGUGAAGCCUUGGUCUUGAGAUGGCCGGGAUCGGGCAGGUCGUGUACUCCAUCUUGGAAUUCCUUGAGGAUCAGAUCAAGAGCGGAACGCUGGGAGAAGAAGCAGCUGAAAGUAUUGAAGUUGCAACACAGUGUUUAGAGACAGCUUACGGGAUCAACACAAGGGACGAUGGAUCGAUGCGACCAGAUCGCUCACUCAUAGAGAUCUUCAGCACAGUUUAUGGAACACAGAAUACAGGGGUUAGCACUGACCCACACUUGGAACCAGACAUCGCUCGUCCGGCCGCACCCGAUGUGUGUUCAGCAACACCGGCGAACGGGGCUCAGCCUUCGGAAGAAGACAAGCAGAAAGCUGAAGACUUUAAGAACCAAGGCAAUGAGCUAAUGAAACGCGAGAGGUACGGCGAAGCGGUCGAAUGCUACAACAAGUCAGUCAGCAUAGACUCCACCAACGCCGUGUACUACAGCAACCGGGCAGCUGCCUUCAGUAAACUGGAGAACCACAAGAAGGCGUUAGAGGACUGCGAUAGAGCCAUCAAGAUAGACCCCAACUACAGUAAAGCCUACGGUCGGAUGGGGCUGGCCUACACACAUCUGAAUGACUUACGCCGGGCAAAGGACGCCUAUGCCAGGGCGGUGGAGCUAGAACCAGGCAACGACAGCUACCAGACAAACCUCCGAAUCGCGGAGAAGAAACUCAAAGAUGCCAAUCUGGGGGGUGGUGGGGGCGGUGGCAUGCCCAACUUGGGCCAAGGUCUUGGCGGUAUGGAUCUAGGAUCAUUCCUGAACAACCCAGCACUCAUGAACGCGGCAUCGUCACUAUUACAGAAUCCACAGAUGCAGAAUAUGAUGAGUUCAAUGAUGGGGCAAGCCAUGCAGCCUGAGGAAGGCCAGAAUCCAGAUCAGCAAGCUAGUAUGGCAAACCUCCUACAAGUCGGGCAGCAAAUGGCCAGCCAGAUCCAACAACAGAACCCAGACCUAGUGCAGCAGAUACAAGGCUUGCGUAACCGACAGAACCAACCGGGGGGCGGUGGUCGUGGUAGCGGGGGACCAGGUUCACAAUCACAGGAAGGCCCCGAUCCGCCAGCAAGUUAAUUUUUCAUUUUUAUUCCAUCAUCAUUUCUUAAAUUCAAAUGGAAGUGUGAAUUUAUUUUAAAAUUCAGAGGAUGUUCCGCUCAAUCAGUUUAAUUGUUAUUUUUUUUGUAUUAUUAUCAUGCCACUGCUGUGCUCUUUCAGGAGAAAUUCUCCAUAUCCACUGCACGCAGAAGUAUUAAAAAAAAAAGUAAAUACAAGGGAUAAAGAAAAGUUCAACUCAUUUAUAAAAUUUGUCUGUUUGUUACCCUGCAGAUUGUGUUUUACAAAAUUGCAACUUAUAGGCAAUCCAUCCCCGCAGAAUGAAAUAAAAGCACCUCUGUUUCGCUCAUCCUAUA
This is a messenger RNA of Patiria miniata (bat star), 1555 nucleotides long. RefSeq names its product small glutamine-rich tetratricopeptide repeat-containing protein alpha-like. Bases 147 to 1220 code for a protein of 357 amino acids. Gene Ontology annotation, molecular function: molecular adaptor activity; protein binding. Gene Ontology annotation, biological process: post-translational protein targeting to endoplasmic reticulum membrane. The transcript is spliced from 10 exons. NCBI's taxonomy places the organism in Eukaryota, Metazoa, Echinodermata, Asteroidea, Valvatida, Asterinidae. The record is from RefSeq and is a predicted model, not a curated record. Gene Ontology annotation, cellular component: TRC complex; membrane.